AUGCUCGCCCCCAACUACUACACCCACCCCUACGCCUACAACUACCGCGUGGCGCCCCCGGUGCGGCCCUCACGGUCCCUCGAAGGCCUGGAGCGAGUGAUUCCGCCAACCAGCCCCAAAUCCAUCGACGUUUACUCGCCCACCCGCUCCGAACUCUUCCUCAACAAACCACUCCCCGCCAAACCACUGCCCUCCACCCCCUCCGACGACCUGGAGCCCGAGUAUUCCGGCAUGUGGAGCGACUCGAGUGACGACGAAAGCGACGACAGCACCCUCGACAGCAUCGCCAGCCCCGAGCCGCGAGCCUCCACCGAGAGCUACCCCAUCUUUGUGUCUGGUGCCGACGACAUUCUGGGCGAUCCCCCGGCCCCCGCCGAUCGCUCUGUCAAGCCGAUCGUCGCUCCACAACGUCUCCUGUCUCGCACGGACUCGUUCGUGUCGGACACGUCGACCAAGUCCGACGCUCAGUAUGGCCGCCCCGCCUUGUGGUCGCAGCCACAGUCCCAGUAUCAGUCCCAGACGCGAGCUGGGACGAAUCACUACUUCCGCGAAAAGAAGUGGGAUUUUUUCCCAGAGCUCGCAACGCCGGGGGCAGUGUCUGCCGUGGGCCGAGCCAGCCCGGAAAUCCGCAAUGGAAAGACCCGCAAGAAGCAGAAGCCUGGCCGUCUGAACCUCUCCAAACGCCGACGAUGGCAUUCGCUGGAUCGCCCGGGAAUGGGCAUGGGUUUGGCGCAGGCCCGCGACUCCAUCAAGACCUACGUCCACCGAACACUAUCCCGAGAUUCGCCCGAGUCCAGGACUAAGGCCAAAGACAAAGACGCCCAACGAGCACGACCGGCCACGGCCCCGGCGAAUGAGGUCGAUGGAACACCCAAAAGCACCCUGCAGCAAUGGCGUGGGCUCGCCGGUCAGCCCCUGCAGCAUUCCUCGCUCGGCGCCGAUGUGAAUCUGCAAAUGCGGGCGCUGUCAUUACACACCAUGUCCAGCACUACUGCCAGCACGACCAGCGAUAUGCCCGACAGCCCCCGGUCGGCCCGCUUCGCCGUGCCCAUGACGGCUUACCAGAAGUACGGCGCCUCGAUCUGGGAUGCGCCCAAGUUCAAGAAGCGCACUCUGCGCCCGCGCCAGCAGCCCGGCGCCUCGCGGUCUUCGUCGCAGCUCGCCUCCAUCAACCCGACAUCACCCCUCUCCCCGCCGCUGAAAACGCAACUGCAGCAGAAUACCCGGGAUGCAGUCCGGGUCUUGCAGGGUGGGACAAGCCACAUGCUCGUUGCGCUGGACGGCGCCAAGAAGAAAAUAUCCGAGUCCAAGGACGAGCGUCGGCGCGAACAGCUCAAGGCCCAGAUCAAAUUGGUUGGGCCGGUCAAUCCGCACACGUGUGGCCAGCUCGACCCAUGGGUUUAG
This is a messenger RNA of Penicillium argentinense, 1404 nucleotides long. RefSeq lists its product as uncharacterized. The transcript has a single exon. NCBI's taxonomy places the organism in Eukaryota, Fungi, Ascomycota, Eurotiomycetes, Eurotiales, Aspergillaceae. Bases 1 to 1404 code for a protein of 467 amino acids. The record is from RefSeq and is a predicted model, not a curated record.